Xenopus laevis (African clawed frog) is the source of this 8997-nucleotide messenger RNA. RefSeq names its product agrin (gene agrn.S). Gene Ontology annotation, biological process: receptor clustering; animal organ development; cytoskeleton organization. Gene Ontology annotation, molecular function: serine-type endopeptidase inhibitor activity; signaling receptor activator activity; calcium ion binding. The coding region runs from base 2367 to 8342 and encodes 1991 amino acids. Lineage: Eukaryota; Metazoa; Chordata; Amphibia; Anura; Pipidae. Gene Ontology annotation, cellular component: synapse; membrane; gel phase of basement membrane. The transcript has 37 exons. The record is from RefSeq and is a predicted model, not a curated record.
GUGAUCCAGUUUGUGCCAACCUUUUUUCAUUUGAUAUUCUGUAUCUUUUCCAUGUUGUGUAUUUCAUAUUGAAAUAGUUGCAUUUGGCAGUAUUUUUACUUUUUCUUUCUUUCAACACUUGCACCAUACCCCCCACACACAGGAGCAGUCACUUGGAAAAAAGAUAGGUUUUAUAUAUCCAGUGGGGUUAUAUAUGUUUCCCCUCCUGACUAUAGGGCAAUUGAGUUGGUAGCAGGUCAAUUAUAGUAUUGCAUGGCAUGAUACAAUAUAGUGAAUGAUAGUGGGAAGUGAGGGCAAGCCUUGGGGAAUGAAAAUGCUGUUAUUAUGGGUAAAUGUAGGCAUGUUGCUUUUUCUCAGUAUGCCUGUAGAGAAUGUCCUCGCCAUACUCUGCUGAUUGCAAAGGCUCCAUUCAUAAUUCUGCUGAAUAGAAGCUUGUCACUUGGUAAUGAGUUGUUCUUCAGGCACAGAAGGGGAAGCCUAGCUCAGUGAUUUGAUAGACAGCUCUUGAAGAGGUGCACUUUCAUUUUCGGCUGGGGAUGUGAAAAAGUGAGGUGGCCGUUGAGUUGAGUGCACAUGCCAGUCCUCAGGGCUUGCUGGAUUUGCAUGGUAGAGACGGUGAUGUGUCUGUGGCUGAAGCACGUUGUGUGAGAGGGUUGGUGAGGCAGUGGCCCCCCGCCCCCUGUCACAUAGCUGCUUAGCCCCCUCCCCUCCUUUGCUUUUGAGUGCACAUGCAAGGACCCUGAGGAGGCUGUGAAGAGAAUUCCCCAAAGCAUUUAUUCCAUUGUUUAGAGCAGCCUGUCAAGCACUUUCUAUUUCUCUGACACUCUCUUCCUCCGCCACAUCUUCUUUCCUGAGCAGAGAGCGAGAGCUCUGACAAAUAAAGGGUAAAGGAAAGCCUACAGAACCGUAUAGGACUCCCCUAACAUGCUCUCUGCUGGAGGGAGAAAGGAGGGAACCUGUCAGCCUGCAGAAAUCCAAUUGCCUCUCCGAAUCUGUUCACUUUGCUAGGAACCUCUCAAUGGCUUGGGCAGACUGACGACUGACUCUUUCCUGUAUAUCCGCAAAGGGGGCACAAAGUCUUUACAAGAUCCUUGUCCUGGAAGGCUUUUGGUAAGGGGCAAGUGAAUUCACAGAGGAGUCAAAAAGAAUAGAACGGUAGGGUCCAGGCACAGAGUAUGUGGAGAAUUGCUGCAGGUGAUAUCCCGACUACCUACACAGAAUCUUGCCAGCGUAUGCACAGCUUAUCCUGAUGUCGCCGGCCGCUCGCCCCUGGAUGUGACUCUGCCAUCCCUCCCCCAUUCCACUUUGCCUCUCGCCCUUUCUUCCUUUUAUUGUUAAUGUCUGCCUGGCUGAUGAAUGGGUGAUCUUUUCUCGCAAGGAUCAGCAUUUGAUGAGCCCCAGGAGCCUGAACUCCCUUUCCCCCCCAAAUCCAAAGACUGAACUGAAAGGUGGUUGUUAAGUCGCUUGAGAAGACCACUGAAGAAUGCGGUGACGAAACUGUGUGUACUGUGGUAAAAGAAGUGGGGGGUGAUUUGGAGAGAAGGGAUGGGCAGCUCUGCCUAUGUAAUGAGAGGGAGCAGGCAAGCAGGAGUACAAGAAAAGUAGAAGUGUGUCAAAAGGGAUGUCACUUGUGUAUUGUACUGCCUGGGAGUCAUUCAGAAGGAAGAAAGAGAAGUAGUAUUGACAAGGAACUGUCACACUAAAAAAGGAAUUAAAGGGGCAUGCUUGUGUGAGAAUGGAGAAGCAGUACCCCUUGUGCUAUUGUGGUUAGAUUCCAAAGAAGAAGAGAAAUCACUUCUUCGGUCUCCAGCCAAUAUAUAAAGACCUUUUUAUUAUUUCACUUCUCUGCUUGGAAUGGAUUUUUACAUUUGGUGCCGUGAGAUUUUGCAAUGCAUAUUUUUUUUUUACAAAAUAAAUUAUUUUAGCAUUUGAAGCUUUCUGGCUGUUUUGGAAGAAAUUUUUGCAUCUCCAAAUUUUUUUUUUUCAGAAAUAUGUUCUAGAUGACUCGGAUAGUGUUUUCUUAGGAUGUAUCUGCCUGUGGAUCUGCACAAAUACAUUCCAUCGGCCUUUUGGGAUGGGCCCGAUGAACUUUAGAAAAGCCAGCUUGAUUUUUAAGCAUUUACAACUUACACUUGGCGAGCAGCAGGAGAAACAACAAUCCUCUUGAUCUCUGGUGGCCUUUCUUUACUUUGACCUCAGUCGUUGGAGUACAAUGGUGUCAUAAGUGGGAGAAGACUUUUGAGCUGAAACCAUUAAGGAUAUUUACAUGUUUAUUUUGCCACAAGUGGGAAAGAUUUAAUUGUUGAGAUGGGGUUUAAAGCUGGAUAAGAGUGCAUUUAGGCUGACACCCCAAAGAGCUUUUAGCCAUGACUGGCUGCCACUACCCUGCUCCAGGUUUGGAGAGGGACCGGAUCUAUCAACAUAAAGUCUCGCUGGUUGUACGUUACUUCAUGAUCCCUUGCAACAUAUGCCUGAUCCUGCUUGCCACCUCCACGCUUGGAUUUGCCGUUCUUCUGUUCCUGAAUAACUAUAAGCCUGGCCAUGUCCCUAUUGCUCAGCCAACUCUACAGGAUGUGUGCCGAGGAAUGCUCUGUGGAUUUGGCGCAGUAUGUGAAAAGAGCAGCACGGACCCCUCUCAAGCAGCGUGCAUCUGCAAGAAAACCGCCUGCCCCUCCAUUGUCGCCCCUGUGUGUGGUUCCGACUAUUCUACUUACAGCAACGAGUGUGAACUGGAGAGAGCCCAGUGCAACCAGCAGAGGAGAAUCAAAGUCAUCAGCAAGGGGCCAUGCGGUACCAAGGACCCAUGCUCAACAGUGUCUUGUAGCUAUGGCAGUACCUGUGUCCGCUCAACAGAUGGCCAGACAGCAAAGUGUAUUUGUCCUGCCACCUGCAUAGGGGUCCCAGAAAAUGUUGUUUGCGGCAGUGAUGGCAAAGACUACAACAAUGAGUGUCUUCUUAACAAACAGGCUUGCGACAAUCAGGAAAAUCUUUACAAGAAGUUCGAUGGGCCUUGCGAUCCAUGCAGAAUCACCUUGAAUAAUCUCAACAAAGCAUGUCGAGUAAACCCACGCAGUCGGCAACUGGACUUGCAAUACCGGCCAGAGUACUGCCCAGUGCGCAGAGAUCCCAUUUGUGCAGAUGAUGGUGUGACUUACGACAAUGAUUGUGUAAUGACCCGAUCUGGAUUCAUCCGUGGCAUUGAUCUACAGAAGGUGCACUCGGGCCAGUGCCAGCCUCAAGACAAAUGCAAGGAAGACUGUAAGCACAAUUCUGUAUGCCUUAACCACCGAGUUGUGUCCCGUUGUUCUUGCGAUCGUGUUACUUGCGAUGGUACUUACAAACCAGUCUGCGGGGGGGACAGUCGCACAUACGCCAAUGACUGCGAGAGACAAAAGGCAGAGUGCUUUCAGAAAACUUCCAUCCCAGUAAAACACAAAGGCCCUUGUGAUCUCCAUUCCCCCAGCCCGUGCCUGAACACAACAUGCAGUUUUGGAGCAGCAUGUGUAGUAAAAAACAAGAAGGCAGUAUGCGAAUGCCAGCAGGUGUGCCAGGCAGUGUAUGACCCAGUGUGUGGCAGUGAUAAGCGCACUUACGGCAACCCAUGUGAGCUGCAGUCAACAGCCUGCACACUUAAAAAAGAAAUAACCAUUUUACACAAAGGGCCUUGCGACCGCUGUGGGAAAUGCCAGUUUGGAGCCAUCUGUGAAGCAGAGACAGGCCGUUGUGUAUGUCCAACAGAAUGUGUGCCUUCGGCGCAGCCCGUGUGUGGCACUGAUGGAAAUACAUAUGAGAGCGAAUGUGAGCUCCAUGUACGAGCAUGCACUCAGCAGAUUAAUCUACAGGUAGCAGCGCAAGGAGACUGCAAAACCUGUGGCAAUACUCUUUGUAUCUUUGGGGCAAAAUGUGUGAACAACCAGUGCGUGUGCCCAUCUUGCGAACGACAACCCUACCUUCCUGUGUGUGGCAGCAAUGGCGUCACCUAUGAUAACCAAUGUGAAGUGAAAGCUGCAUCGUGUAAGCAGAUGAAAUGGAUUGAAGUAUCUCGAGCAGGAUCUUGUGACGAUGAAUGUGGCUCUGGCACUGAUGGUUCUGGUUCCGGGGAGGACAGUGAGUGUGAGCAAGAUCGAUGCAGACGCUAUGGAGGCUCAUGGGAUGAAGAUGCAGAGGACGAUCGCUGUGUCUGUGACUUUACCUGUCAUGCUGUGCUGCGAAACAUGGUCUGUGGAUCGGAUGGCAUUACAUACUCUAAUGAGUGUGAGCUAAAGAAAACUCGAUGUGAGAGACGUCAGGACCUGUAUGUGGCUGGACAGGGUCCCUGUCGAGCUGCCACCACCACCAGCUCUCCUCCUUUGGUGCCACACUGUAGUCACACCGUAUAUGGCUGCUGUCCUGACAAUAUCACGGCUGCCCUUGGUGUUGGCCUGGCCGGAUGCCCAAGCAGCUGUCAGUGUCACCAGUAUGGCUCUUAUGGAGGAACCUGUGAUCCCACCACUGGUCAGUGUUCUUGUAAACCUGGUGUAGGAGGACUGAAGUGCGACCGAUGUGAGCCCGGGUUCUGGAACUUCCGCGGCAUUGUUACUGAUAAGAAGAGCGGCUGCACUCCAUGUAACUGUGACCCAGUCGGUGCCGUUCGAGAUGACUGUGAACAGAUGACAGGACUUUGUUCUUGCAAAACUGGAAUCUCCGGUCUAAAGUGCAGCCAGUGCCCUGAUGGACGCAAGCCUGGCCUUACAGGCUGUGAGAAAGAUCCUUCGGCUCCUAGAUCUUGUGAUGCCAUCAAAUGCCAGUUUGGUGCAACUUGUGUGAUAAUUGGAGGAUUUGCUCACUGUGAGUGCCCAUCUCCCCUGUGCGCUGAGGCUAAUUUGACAAAGGUCUGUGGUUCUGAUGGCGUGACUUACGGAGACUGGUGCCAGUUGAAAACCAUUGCCUGCCGUCAGGGCCGUACUAUCACAGUUAAACACACUGGACCGUGCCAAGAAACUGUUACUCAUGCCAACCUUCAGACACUAAGUCCGACAGGAACACCCUCUCCUCCCGUUGUUCGGACUCUACCAACUCCAGUAAACACAAAGAUAGCAAAGGCCAAGAAAAAGACAGAUUCCUUCCAGCUAGUCUUAGAAGCCACAUCACUUAGUCCACUUUCUAGCAGCACUAUGAGACCAGUUACUCAAACGAAUAAAGCUUAUACUUCUACCAUUAGGCCAGCUGUCACCAUUCCCACAGUCCACCCUACUAUAUAUCAGAGUUAUGAUGAAUCAGGAAGUGGCAGUGGGGAUGAGGAGCUAGAAACUAGCGGUGAUCAAGAUUUAAGCGGCGUUGAACCCAAAGAGCCAUUUGAUGUGGAGAAUGAACAGCAGGAAGAAGCUGAAGAGAAGAGAGACUUUGUAACCACCACAGUCAUAGAAAGAGCCAGCUGCUACAACACACCUCUAGGAUGCUGCUCCGAUGGAAAGACCCCAGCUAAUGAUGCAGAAGGAACAAAUUGCCCAAAAACAAAAAUUUUUCAAGGUGUCCUUAUUAUUGAAGAGUUGGAGGGACAAGAGGUGUUCUACACACCAGAGAUGUCAGAUUACAAGUCUGAGCUUUUUGGAGAAACUGCCAGAAGCAUUGAGAAUGCUCUGGACAAUCUACUUCGUGAUUCAGACGUCAAGAGGGAUUUCAAGAGCAUCCGUGUGAGGGACCUUGGACCAAGCAAUUCCAUCAGGACCAUUGUGGAAGCACAUUUUGAUCCAGCUACCACAAUGUCUGCCAUGGAUGUGCAGAGAGCAUUGCUGCGACAGCUCAAGAGCUCCAAGAAUAAAGCAAUAUCUAUAAAGAAGCCCAUUCAGGAUAAUGUCAAGUUUCUGGAUUUUGGUGAGAUCCCUGACUGGGUGCCUCUUAUGGUUACAACAACAACUAUAACAGCAGCAACCACUGGUAUGGUAGCUACGACGGCAACUGCCACUACCACAACACCUGUAGUCAGUACCGCAAGAACCGUGGCAACAACUCCACCACCCAGAAGAAUAGUUGCAGUCAAGACCACCCUAGAGCCAGUUGUUCAGCAAACUACUCCAAGAAUGACAACAAGGCGACCAGUGACUACAAAAAGACCAAUGACCACUAUUCCUGCCACCACCAGGAGAAAACCACCACGUAUUCCAACCAAGAAGCCUCCACGGCCAUGCGAAUCACACCCUUGUCUACAUGGAGGUACCUGUGAGGACAAUGGGAAAGAUUUCACAUGUAGCUGCCCAGCUGGCAGAGGAGGAGCUGUGUGCGAGAAAAGUAUUAAAUAUUUUAUUCCUGGUUUUGGGGGCAAGUCAUACCUGGCAUUCAAGAUGAUGAAGGCAUAUCAUACAGUGCGCAUUGCCAUGGAGUUCAGAUCCUCUGAGCAGAACGGACUUCUCCUAUAUAAUGGUCAGUCACUCGGAAAGGACUUCAUCUCUCUUGCAGUUAUUAAUGGCUUUGUAGAACUCAGGUUUAAUACUGGAUCUGGAACUGGAAAAAUAACCAGUAAAGUGCCCAUUGAACCCGGCAAGUGGCAUCAAUUAGUAGUGACCCGUAACAGGCGCAGUGGCAUGUUGUCUGUAGAUGGUGAAUCUCAUGUCAAUGGCGAAAGCCCGACUGGAACUGAUGGCCUCAACCUAGACACGGAUCUCUUUAUAGGAGGAGCUCCUGAGGAUCAGAUGUCUGUGGUAUCAGAAAGGACCUCUGUGUCUGUUGGUCUUAAAGGCUGCAUCCGUCAACUAGAUGUGAACAACCAACUAUACAACCUACAAGAAGGUGGAGCUGAUGUCUUAUAUGGAAGUGGGGUGGGAGAGUGUGGUAACAACCCCUGCCAACCUAACCCAUGUCACAAUGGUGCUGUAUGCCAAGUGAAGGAGGCAGAAAUGUUCCACUGCCAGUGUUUCAGUGGUUAUACAGGGCCCACCUGUGCAGAUGAGCGCAACCCAUGUGACCCGAACCCCUGCCAUGCUUCUGCUACCUGUCUAGUUUUACCUGAGGGUGGUGCCAAAUGUGAAUGCCCAAUGGGCAGAGAGGGAGAGUUCUGUGAGAAAGUUAGCAACCAGGAUCUGAAUUUGCCUUUCUUACCUCAGUUUAAUGGAUACUCUUACUUGGAACUGAAGGGACUGCAGGCAUUUGCCACUGACCUACAGGACAAGCUUGCCAUGGAAGUAGUGUUCCUAGCCAGCAGCCCCAAUGGUCUCAUCUUCUAUAAUGGGCAGAAAACUGAUGGAAAGGGAGAUUUUGUGUCAUUGUCCCUUCACGAUGGCAAUCUAGAAUACCGUUAUGAUCUCGGAAAGGGAGCUGCUGUGAUCAAGAGCAAAGAAAAGAUUCCCCUGAACACAUGGGUCAGCGUCUCCAUUGAGCGAAGCGGCAGGAAGGGAUUGAUGCGGAUCAAUAACAUGGAACAAGUCACUGGGGAAUCACCGAAAUCCCGUAAGGCACCCCAUACUGCUCUCAAUCUGAAAGAGCCUCUAUAUGUGGGCGGAGCUCCAGAUUUCAACAAAUUAGCCAGGGCGGCUGCUGCCUCAUCAAGCUUUGUAGGAGCCAUUCAGAAGAUUUCCAUUAAGGGACUGCCUGUUCUGAGAGAAGAAAACAUCCGCAGUGCUAUUGAGAUCUCUGCUUUCCACGGCCAUCCUUGUACCCAGAAACCCUUCCCUUGCCAGAAUGGGGGGCUUUGUUCUCCUAAUAAAGGAGACUAUGAAUGUGUUUGCCAGAGGGGUUUCUCAGGUGGUCAGUGUGAGAAAGUGACCAUUGAGAAAGCAGCAGGAGAAUCUGAGGCAGUAUCAUUUGAUGGCAAGACUUACUUGGAAUAUCAUAUUGCUGUAACCAAAAGAACUGGCCCUGUGGACAAUCCAGAAGAUCGCAGUGAGAAGGCGCUGCUGGUCAACCAAUUUGAGCUGAGUAUCAAGACCGAAGCCACUCAGGGUCUCAUCCUUUGGAGUGGAAAAGGGACAGAACGUGCCUAUUAUAUUUCCUUGGCUGUGGUUGGAGGGUAUGUCCAGAUGACUUAUGAUCUGGGCUCCAAACCUGUUGUCCUGCAAUCCACAGUACGCGUGAACACCAAUGAGUGGAUCCGCAUUAAAGCUGUACGAAACAACCGAGAUGGCUUUUUGCAUGUUGGCAAUGAGGCCCCUGUCCAUGGAUCCUCUCCUCUUGGAGUCAAAGAACUGGAGACUGAUGGAGCCCUGUGGCUGGGUGGAAUAGAGAAGCUGAGUAUGUCGUACAAGCUGCCCAAAGCUUACAGCACGGGUUUCAUUGGCUGCAUGAAGGACGUUCUAGUGGACCAACAAGAGCUGCACUUAGAGGAAGAUGCAUUGAAUAAACCGCCCAUAUUAUACUGCGCAGCCAAAUAAUCGGGGACCCAUUACUUUUUCCUUCUCGCCUACCCCCCUUUCCCUCCUCUCCCCGCCCAAUCACUGCUGUAAUUAUUUUCUAUUUUUGUAAACUUAUUGCUUUUUAUAUUUUGUGUGUGGGGGGAGGAAGGAGAAGGCAGUAUGUGUGUGCUUGCGUGUGAGUGCUUCCGUCAUGCAACCAGACCAAAAUCUCAUCUAUUGUAUUAUGGAUACAAAGGCAUUUACAUAACAUGACGCCAUCCACAGGUACUGUCCAAUGGGGAAUGCAAAUCAGGGAUUAUCAGACAUUUAUUGCAGACGUUUUAUUGAAAUAGGUAGCGGCAUCUUUGCCCUCCUGCGGUUGCACCUUCUAUGUUGUGUGUGUGUGUGAGUGCAUGUGGUUUAUUCCUCGGCCUUUCUGACAUGGUAUGUUGAGCCUAGGCCAUGCACUUCAAUAUAUGUUCCUCAGACUGGAUAGGAAGCUCUGCUGCCGACUGCUUUGCAUGUUGGAGAUCUGUUGGCUGUGCAAAGAGGAGGAGAUAGGGAUCAUGUUUUUUAAAUUGUGGCCUUGUUCUAAUGAGCUUCUGUACUGGAUCUUCCAAAGCCAUGUCCAUUAGCCUACCUAUCUGUCUUUGUAUUCUUGUCUCUUCACUUUAUAAACGAUUGCACCAAGGAA